ACAUUUAACUACUCUGUGACAAUUCACGAGAUCGGCAACACGGAACACGCAGUGAACGCACAACUUAUAAAUACGUCUGACUUUAUUAUGUGCGCUAUUACUCUGGAAACCAUUUCGAGAACAUUAUCGACAUGUUUCGUAUAGUUGUUUUUGCGUGUGUUAUUCAUGUUAUCGUCGCUAUAAUAGUGACCGAUUCUCCACCAACGAGUACCGAGUACAACUAUUGGUAUAACAUCAUAGAUCCUACUACUGGGGAUACUAAAAGUGCCCAAGAGAUCCGACAAGGUGAUAUCGUGAAAGGCUCUUACUCGGUGAUAGAUCCUGAUGGCACCAAGCGUACUGUUGACUACACAGCUGGCGGAAAACUCGGUUUUAAAGCCGUCAUAAGAAAUGAGCCAAGCAAUAAUCAUUUAUCUAAACGUAAUUACAACGCUCCUAUCCGAGGUUACUUAUAUCCAGCGCCAGAGAAGGCUAAAGCUCCGAUGCUCUCGACUAGCAAUUUUAUUAAAUAUACUGAUUACUUCACGCCUGGAAACGACACACCGACUGAAAAAAACAACUUCAAUAACGGCGAAUUUUUCAUACCUAAUUAUAUGCACUGAUCGCUAUAUUGUGAUCACGUGAAGUUUGUGUGUUACAGUGAUAAAUAAUGUUUAAAAUUACUUCUAAUUGUGAUACUAUCUGUUAUAAAAUAUGAUAAUACAUAAAAGCUUUAGUAAAUAAAAAAUGUUAUAUGAUACAUUUAAAUAA
Danaus plexippus (monarch butterfly) is the source of this 750-nucleotide messenger RNA. It is a transcript of the gene CPR72, whose product is annotated as larval cuticle protein A2B-like. Bases 132 to 602 code for a protein of 156 amino acids. Gene Ontology annotation, cellular component: extracellular matrix. The record is from RefSeq and is a predicted model, not a curated record. NCBI's taxonomy places the organism in Eukaryota, Metazoa, Arthropoda, Insecta, Lepidoptera, Nymphalidae. The transcript has 2 exons.